ACAACACAGCAACGUGAUAUAAAAUAUGUUGUUAAUCCUAAUGGAAUGGUUAUUGUGAAAAAAAAUUAUCUGAAUAUAUACGUUAUUCCUUUCUGGAAUUAAAGAUCAUAAACUUAUUGACUGCAAGUUAAUUUCACUACUACGAGAAAAAAAAAAAGAAUGCAGGCGUACACACCACGGUCACGUGACCGCCAUUCCUACCAGCUGGCUGAAUGCACCUGUCUGAGCCGUACACCUCCGAGGAGGAGACAGAGGAGCGCCUCCGACCACCUGCUCCUACCGCUCCUGAAGACAGGUGACCAUGCCCUUGUGCUUAAUGAAGAAUGCUUCGAGGCAUUGAACGAUCUGGCAGCAUCGGUUUACGCCGAUCUUCAAGAAGUAGCAGCUCUGUAUUAUCUGUACUUGAGCCAUUGUCUGGAGUCUCCCCUGCCAGCCUCCUUCAUGGGGCCGUUGAUGUCCUUGCUCUUCUCCCCUCAUCCUGAUGUCCAGAAGACCACCUGUCUUUCCUUGGUCAACCUGCUGGUAAAGAGGAACGUGUGCGAGGAGCUGGCGUUUGAGAUGGGCGUGCUGCCUCCCCUGCUGGAGAUAGUGCAGGCUGGGGACCCGGGGGCCCGCUGUCACGCCUGUGCGUGUGUCACCAUGCUGGCCUCUUCAGAAUCAAACAGUGAUGCUCUUGUGUCGGAGGGAGUGAUACCCUUGCUGGUUCUAGCCAAGUCCUUUGAUCCUCAAGUCCAGCAGAAUGCAGCGUGGGUGCUGUUGAACCUCACACAGUCAGUGCGCUCCCGGAGGGUGCUGUGCCGGGCGGGGGCGGUGCCCGUGCUGGUGGUGCUGCUGCAGUGCGCCGACUCCAGGGUGCAGUUCUACGGCUGCUCCGCCCUGCUCCACCUGGCGGCGGACCCCGAGCACCACGCCCGCCUGCUGCACAUCGGGGAGCGCUACCUGCUCAAGGCCCUGCUCACGCUCAUGGCCUCGCCUGUCAGCAAGAAUGCAUGCCAAGCGUGUAAAUGCCUUGAAAUGCUCUGCAGAAAUGUGGCGGUGCAGGACCAGCUGCUGGAGCUGGACUGCGUUCGGCCCCUGAAGACGCUGCUGUCCUCCCCCGUGCUGCAGUGUGUGCAGUCGGCCCUCAUACUGCUGUCAGCCCUCGCCACACAUCCGGCGUUCCACGAGGUUCUGGUGAGCGAGGGCGUGUGUGACCUGAUGGGUCCGAUGCUGCGGCGCCACGGAUCCAGCUGUGAUGUCAUCCUGCACAGCUGCGCCAGCGUCCUCUCUCUGGGAGGCUCCUGCUUGGGCCGACAGGCGCUGAUGGAAAGCGAGUGUUUGCCCGGCCUUCUCCAGGCCCUCGUUUCCCCGGGGACCCCUGUGGAAGCUCUGAUUCGCCUCACUUCCUGCUUGCAUCGCCUGAUGUCCUUUGAGGCACUUCAGUCGCACUUGUCAAUAAUGAUGACAUCGGAAGAAGUUUUAAGACUGGUAAAAUCAUCCGGACCCAACGGAAAUCUUCAGCUGACAUACAACUGUAUCGCCAUCCUCAGCACAUUACAAAUGAAUGGGCAAGUAAUCGGAUUACUGAGACCGCACUACCGCCUCUUGAUGGGAAUCAUCGUUUCCUUGUUCAAGAACCAGGAGCUCAAAUUCCAGCACCUUGGCAUUACAGCGCUAUGCAACCUCAUUCAAGAUGCAGACUUCAGGGCGGUGCUGUCGGGCAGCGAGCUGGAGACGGAGGUGCUUCGGCUGAGCGAGCGGACGGAGGAGACCAGACAGCUGCUGAGCCUCACCGGGAUCCCUCCCGCCUCCCCUCAGGAGCCCUGACCCGCGCGUGGUACCCCCCCGGCGCGGCGCAGGAGUCCACACCUUUUUUAUUCACGGCCAAUUUGUAGCGUUUCUUUUUUAAGUAUCUUUUAGCAAUUUUUACAUCUCGAAGUAUAGUCAUUUUGCAUGCAUUUUGAUGUGUCUCUACGAUUUAUAUCGUUUUUUUAUGCCGUUUUUUCAUUUUUAAGUAAACUGUCAUUUUGCAUACCUUUUGUUAUGUCUCCGUCAUCUGUAAGGUUUCAAUCAGCACAGAGACAUGGGGCUUAAGGUCGAGUUUAAUCUAAUAUGGCGUACAUGUUCCAGUUUUACCAUGGGUUAUAAGGAUCCACUUUACAGGUGUGAUAACUAGUGGUGGCAUAUCAGGAAGAUCAAACACACUUGGAAAGGUUGCAUUUAUGGUAACACUUUUAACAUAGCAAUAAACCGACUUAAGCCCUACACCUAAAGCUUUGCAUUGUAAAAUGAUUACCAUUUUUAAAUAAAAUAACACUUUAUGCACAA
This is a messenger RNA of Gadus morhua (Atlantic cod), 2307 nucleotides long. Its product is annotated as vacuolar protein 8. Lineage: Eukaryota; Metazoa; Chordata; Actinopteri; Gadiformes; Gadidae. The transcript is spliced from 14 exons. Gene Ontology annotation, molecular function: protein-membrane adaptor activity; protein binding. The record is from RefSeq and is a predicted model, not a curated record. The coding region runs from base 160 to 1806 and encodes 548 amino acids. Gene Ontology annotation, biological process: nucleus-vacuole junction assembly.